Molecule: messenger RNA, 4390 nt
Organism: Eupeodes corollae
Lineage: Eukaryota; Metazoa; Arthropoda; Insecta; Diptera; Syrphidae
Gene: Hil
Product: hillarin
Exons: 11
Coding region: 1108-3534 (808 amino acids)
Source: RefSeq, a predicted model, not a curated record
AACUUCAGUUUUGAGCUAACCGUCGAAUACUUCAAAUGUCCGCGCUCGGAUUCGGAAUCGGAACUUACUUAUGUGUUGUGUUUUUCUUAACCAUUUGAUUAAUAUUGUAUUUUUGUUGUUUUAUUGUUGUUCUUUAAGUAAAAUACUCUUAUACUAACCCUUAGUUUUGUAUAUGUAUUCUUAACUGUUUGUGUGUUUUCAUUCCCCCUUCAAAUUCAGUUAACUAUUACAAUCAAAGUAUUUAUAAAAUGUAUCAACCAUACAACCCACACACACAUACAAGCGAGUCAAGUGUAUAAUAAUUGUUAUGCAUAUACAUACCUUGAAAGGUAAAAUAUUAAAAAUAAGUUAAAAAAAAGGAAUUAAAAAAAGCAACAAAAAUAUUAAAAAUAAAUAUUCUUUAUGACCAACGUCGCUCGUUUACGACGACUACGACAACGACAGCGACGUUUGUGUGAAAUUUCUCAAGAAGAAAGUUGAUGUGAUUAUUUUUUGUUCAAUUUGUGUGUUGCAUAUUAGGUUUCCAAAAAGAAAACAAAAUUUGAUUCAAACUAUUUACUGGAUGUGUGAUCUGCAUUAAUGAAAUAAAAAUACCAUAUUAGGAUUUCACUUAAUACGAAUUCAAAGUUUGUGAACAUUUGUUCUUCUUUGUUUUGAGUUAUUGUGCUUAUUAAUUGGGAUACUUUAACGUAAGCUGAUAAGCUGAAAUAUUUAAAGGAUAGCCCAUAUGAAAAAAAAAUAUAACCAACAAGCCCCUGUUCAAUCAAAAAGCACCUUGAGUCCUGAAUCUCAUCAACCCUAUACUUAUCAAAUUUCAACACUCCAGAUCGUUUUGCGCAAAUAAAAUGCCGAUAAGUUGUAAUUUUUAUGAAUCUGGAUGAUUUCAAAAAACUAUCCCAGCGCACGAAAGAAAUACUCCGAGUGCAAUAUCAUUCAUCGCAGUGUAAGAAAUCGAAUUCACAACAAGAAAAUAAAAAUACAAAACUGAAGAAAUCACAGACGGGCUGCUCUAAUGCAAUAAAUACGGAGAAUUGGUUCGCAUCUGCAACAACUAAGAAGUAUAGUGUUUUGCUUAGAGAUUGUCUUCGAUAAUUAAAAAUACCAAACAUGUAUCGACCAAAUUUCUAUGAAUCCACAUGCCUGCGUUGCAACGAAAUCGUCUACCAGGUGGACCGAGUUGGCCCACUAAAAGACUUCACAUUCUUUCAUUCGGGCUGUUUCAAAUGUGUCCACUGUGGGACGAAAUUAACACUUAAAACGUAUUUCAAUAGCCAACACAAGCAUGACGACAAGGAGGUGUAUUGCAGUUCACAUGUACCAAAGAGUGGACCUGGUCAUCUUGAUCAAACAUCUGUAGGUAUAAGACAGGCUCUGAAUGUGCCACGAACAAAUAAAUUUGUUAAUGAGCAAAUACGAGGUUCAAGAUUAAAUGGGAUCGAUGGUGUAAGUUCCCGUCAAUCUACGCCAAAUGGCUAUGGCAGCCGUGAAGUUAGUUCACCCUCACAAAACGACUCUGACUACAAGUACGGCCGCUUCGAUGCAAGUGCCUUACACAUUGCACAUGCAAUCAAACAAACCGAGAUCCAAAAAGCCUACAAUAAGCAACGAGAAAAACCAAUCGAUUUCUACUUGGCCCGUGAAGAACAAGCUCAUCUUGAAAUGAAACAUCGCAAGGAAGAAGAUGACUUGUAUCGCAAAUUUGCUAGGAAACGCGAAGAAGAGGACCGCAAGAUACAAAGUGAAUUCCAAGAUGAAUGGGAGCGAGAGCUGCAGCGCCUAACUCAUAAAUUCGAAAAGGAACUGGCUACAUCGAGAAGAAAUCGUGAUGAGCAGAGUGUAUUAACGCUUCGACACCAACAGCAAAAAGAUGACCUGGAAAAGAAUAUGACACUUCGCCGAAGUAAAAAGAAGGAGAGCAUUACUCGUAAAAUGCUUGAACACGAGCGUUACGAAACAGCGGCACUUGUUGAUCGGCAAUCUAGUGAAAUGUUAGAGCUUAUUAGUGCCCGACGAAGUGAAUACAUGCAAAACGAGAGCAUCUUCUUGGACGACGAUUUUAAUGAAGGUGUCAUCGCAAUAGAGUAUCCCAAUAUCGCUCCGGUCCCGUCACCGCCAGCAGUCAGUAAAUUUCAAAUAUAUACCGAUCCUAUUGAGUUUGAGGAUGUAGAUCGUAUCGCCAUUUCGGUGGCCCAAGAGGAUCAGAAGACCUUCACAGAUCUUGUCCGUCAGCUGGUUGGCCGUUGCACCACUGAUAUUGAAAAGGCUCGCACAAUCUUUCGAUGGAUAACAGUCAAAAACUUGAAUGCAAUGCACUUUGAUGACGAUUUGAGGGGUGACACUCCAAUGGGACUACUGAGAGGCAUUAAAUACGGAACUGAAAGUUAUCAUGUCCUUUUCAAACGUCUAUGCAGUUAUGCUGGUCUUCAUUGUGUAGUCAUUAAGGGCUAUUCAAAAAGCGCUGGCUAUCAGCCGGGUGUUAAAUUCCAAGAUUCUAGAUUUAGGAACUCUUGGAAUGCUGUUUAUGUGGCUGGUGCAUGGCGGUUUGUACAAUGCAAUUGGGGAGCCAGGCACCUUGUGAAUGCCAAGGAAGCUCCAAAAACUGGGCGAGGGAAAAACGAUAGUCUGCGAUACGAAUACGACGACCAUUACUUCCUCACGGACCCUCGUGAGUUCAUCUAUGAAUUUUAUCCUCUUCAGGAGGAUUGGCAGCUUCUUAAGAGACCAAUAACUUUGAGAGAAUUCGAAAAUCUACCAUUUGUACGAUCACUUUUCUUCCGAUACGGAUUGCACUUCGCUGAUGAAGGUUAUGGAGCAGUGGUUUUAACUGAUGAUACAGGUGCUGCAACAGUCCGGAUAGCUAUGCCAGCCGAUAUGCAAAGUUGCCUAAUUUUCCAUUACAACCUUAAAUUUUAUGACAGCGAAGAAGAUUCAUACGAUGGAGUGUCAUUGAAACGUUUUGUAAUGCAAUCAGUGAUUGGAAAUAUUGUUGCAUUCCGGGUUCAUGCGCCAUGCUCGGGUGCAUUCUUGUUGGAUAUAUUUGCUAAUGCAGUAACACCGCAGGAGUACCUAACCGGUGAACCAAUGAAAUUUAAAUCGGUUUGCAAAUUCAAAAUUUGCUGUGAAGAAUUGCAGACCGUAAUGGUACCCUUGCCAGAUUGUGCCAGUGGGGAGUGGGGUCCAACUAAAGCAACAAGACUUUUUGGAUUGAUUCCAAUUACACAUCAAGAGCCACUCAUUUUUGCUGGACGGAGCUUGGAGUUACAAUUCCGCAUGUCUCGACCCCUGACUGAUUUUAUGGCCACUCUACACAAGAACGGUAUCGAGGAAAAGAAGUUAUCCAAAUAUGUUGCACAUACAAAUACUUCUGAUGACAUAGUCACGUUUGUUAUAACUUUCCCUGAGGAAGGUCAGUACGGUUUAGAUAUUUACACAAGAGAAGUUGGAGUCACAGUGCAAAAUAAUAAUUCUCCUACGGAAAAACAUCUGCUGACGCAUUGCUGUAAAUAUUUGAUAAACUCAUCCAAAAGAAAGUAAAUGUUAAAGUAAAAGUUGCCCAAGGGUCAAACUGUAGCCUUUUUUAUACAUAAUUUUAAAACCUUAACAAAUAUUUAUAUAUGAUGAUGUAGAAUAAUAAUUCAUUUGUUUUUUUUUUUUGUUUACAUUUAAUUUAAACGAAAUUCUAGUUACUUUUAACAAAUAAUACUGAUGUUCAAAUAAUUGUAAAAUAUACUUUGCUGAUUUAAAUAAAUAAUCAGCAAGAAUUAAUAUUAGUUAAACCAAUAACAAACAAUUGAAACAUUGAAAACUUAAAUAAAUGGUGCUUUAAAUUACAUUUAUAUCUAUAAAUUAGGUUUCAGCAAAAAAAACUCUUUAUUAUAAAAAGUACAACGCAUAAAGAUCAUUAAGAUUUAUAGUCGGGGACUUGUCUCAACAAACAGUAAGGCGAUUUAAAAUUUUAAAAACAAAUCGCCAAACAUUGUUCACUGAUUAUCUAGACUUUACUUCAUUUAAAAAUAUUAAAUUAAUAAUUGGCUUGAAAACAUAUCCUAUUUUUUAACAUUUAUAUUUAAAGUAAUUAUGUUUUUUGUAAGUCCUAGGUAAGCGUAUACAAAACUUUCAGUCAUAUUUUUUUACGAAAUCUUUAUAAAUACACCUUUAUUAGACUUACCUUAUCCAUUACUUUGAAGUUGAUUAUUCACCAGCUCUCCGACUAUUAAGAAUGUAUCGAGCUUACAAAAAAUUGUAUCUUAACUUGUUGAUGUAUGUACAUAAAUUAAUUAUAACUCAAAUGACAAAAUUACGAUCUAAAUAUAUUAUAUUUUUAUAACCUAGGCUUAAAAGUAAUGAAAUUUAUCAUAUUUAUUGAAUAAACAUUUAAAACAAACAAAUA